Molecule: messenger RNA, 3056 nt
Organism: Orbicella faveolata
Lineage: Eukaryota; Metazoa; Cnidaria; Anthozoa; Scleractinia; Merulinidae
Product: tRNA (guanosine(18)-2'-O)-methyltransferase TARBP1-like
Biological process (GO): tRNA methylation
Molecular function (GO): RNA binding; tRNA (guanine) methyltransferase activity
Source: RefSeq, a predicted model, not a curated record
ACAGACCCCAGGCGCGUGGCGUGGAGUAACAUUGGACAUUUCCUCUCUCUUCUCUCGGAGGAUGAUUACUUAUGUCGAGGAAAUGCUUUAUGGGAAGCAACAGUUCAAUGGGUGUGGCAGAUUCACGGCACCGUCGGCCAAGAAGAUUCUGGUAAAGCCGGUUUGAGUCUAGCUGAAAAGGGCUUCUCAGAGCUGUUUGAGCACCUCAGGGCAUGCGUGGAGGUAUUUCUUAACGAUGGUUCACUAGAGUUAUCAACCGGUGACCCAGAAGUGGAAUCUGUUGUAAGGUUAGUCGUCAUCGCAUGCGAUUCUUCUCUCAAAUUUUCAAAGAACUCAGAGAGUAGGCAGCUCACAGAGGGCUUAUUUCGACAAACUGUGGAGGUUCUUCAACAUGCUGCAGGACAUGUCUACGCCUCAGAAGGUAGAACAGAGAGAGCCGCCAGGAUUCUUUCGGGCGUCUUACGCCACAUGAAUAGCACGACGGCCUCUCAAGGAAACUCGAAUGAAAAAUCAGAUGGCAUCGCCACAGCAACGCAGAGCAUCGAUAACAGCAUGGGAAUCAUGGAAGAGCUGUUGAAGACCAGUGGCGCAGACAUUCUUGAGCUACUUUUGAGGAAGCUCAGCACUACGCCUUCGACCUUCUCUCCAGUGGACAGAAGCUCUGCUUUCCUUGACCUCGCUGGAGAGCUGUUCAUGUUUAUGGCCGUUACUGUGAACUCCGUUCAUGGUUUGGAGGUGUAUUUCCAGUUUAUUGAAAAUCUCGUACAAAGAAGCCGUACAGUAGUCCUGGACAAGCAGUCAGACAGACAGAAGUUGACUCUGAGCGACUGGCGUUCUUUUGUGUUGGCCAUGAAGUGUCUCGCCUGGUGUUCCACAGCUUUAAGAGCCAAACCAAACCUUCACACCAUCCACCUUGUGCAGGCUCUGUCACAAACGGUGGCCGAAUUUGAUCUGAGUUCCGAGUUCCCAAAACCCAGGUUUCUGUAUCAAGGCGAGGCUCGUGAAGAUACUUCAGCAGAGACAAGCAUGUUAGUGAAGAAAGGUUGGGGAAGACUGGUUUCUGACUUCAUCGAAGCUCAGUGGCGAUGUGUCGAAUUUCUGCUUGAGCACGAGUACUCCGAUAGUGGGGGCAGACAGCAGAGAGACAAAUUGGAGCCCUUUUUGGCAACCCUCCCUGACGCGGCUCUCGAAGCUCUCUCUUUGGGUUCUGGCCUUUCGGUGGUACCUGUAAUUAGAUGUGUGCGCCUGUUAACCCCACGAAUGUUGCUGACAGAUGACGUGCUGUGCUCACAGGCUCUUGAAUCUGUGUGGUGGACAUUUCAAGACCGGCAAAAGGGCGAUCAUAUCUGGUUCUGGGGAACUUUGAGAGAGAUGACAAAAGUGCUUUUUAAUCCUUGUCUUCUGGUUCUGCCCGAGGAACACCCCAUGACUGCAAUAGUGCGCAAGUACUGGGGCGAGUUGUUGACUCUGGGAGAAGAUCGUCCAGGAAUUGUGAAUCACGUGAUUGGACCGUGCUGUGAAUUUUGGGCGAACUGCCAAAAUAGUGAUCCAAAUCCAGCUCAUGAAGUCAGCGAAGAAGAUCGUAAACGAAGCUUAGAAGUUCACUUAGAUUUCCUGACCGAAGCUUGCGUUUUUGGCCCCAGAGUAAAGAAGACAAUACGUGUUACGUAUUAUGUGCUUGAGUAUAUUCGUAUGCUUGGCGAGAAACGCGAGAUUAACCCCUUGUACAUGGACGAACUGCGCGAUUACACGCGUGUGCGAGUGAACGCGAUUAACAUGCUACUGACGUUAAAUCCAGAAAACGAGCGUGACGCGAGACUUAUGAAACGUGUCGUCCGCGUAUUCAUCACUAAACUUGACGAGCUGACAGAAGAAAAACCGCGUUCGUCUAUCAACUCGUAUUCGCACAGAAGAAAGCAUCGAGUGUGGCAAGCGAUCCUCGUGGCGCUCUCUCAGUUGUUCAAGGCUGACACCGAAGUGAUGUUUGCGGGUGAAGUCUUGGAAGAGACCUUUCGCGCCAGUGUUAGUGAAAAUCAAGUGUCGGUCAGGAACUUCCUCCAGUGGGCAAUGGUGCUCAUUUUAGGAAGGUAUCCAAGCCUGGAGCCGUUACUAUGGCAACAGCUCAUUUACGACCCAGACAGGCGCGCUGGUAGCGUGUUGUCACUCAUCACAGUCGCUGCGCUAGUCGGAGAGUUCUCGUUCUCGGAUCCUCAUUCCCAGGCUGCCUACUUCCAGCAGGCUUUUCCCGUCAUCCUUCCCUGGGUGUUGACCCCGCAUGUUACGGUAGGCUAUGUGUGAUAAGUUGUUGUUUAAAUGUUGAUUAACAACUGCAUCAAGCUGUAUGGAAGAUGGGUGCACAGGAUGUCUGGGGGCUCCUGGACAGUGAAACACUCCCAUGCCUUAGCCAUGAGCCCCCACAUGCAGUCAUCCAGGCCCCCAUCACACUGAAAUAACAGUGGAAAAGGGGAGUGGGGGUAGAAAAAUCGAGAACAAAAUAACCCGAAGCUCCACGGAAAUCCUCCACGUUCGAACACGCUACUACAAUGCAGUACUCUGCACCUGCGCGAACGUCCAAGGACUGCUGACCUCCUGCGAAUGCUAGCUUCCCUUCUUUUUAACUUAGAUGAAUUUUGCAUUUAACUGCAUUCAAUAGGAGUGACGCAGAAAACGCGUUGGCCUAAAAGUAAUGGUGAGGGUGCUGGACUCUGAAUCACGCGGUCCGAGUUCAAGGCCUGUGCGCGAUCAUUGCUUUGUUUUCCUGAGGAAAACACUUUAUUCUCACAAUGCCUUUUUCCACCAAGGCGUAUUAAUGAGAACAAGUCAAUUUUGUUGUUGGGGACAACACUGAGAUAGAUGAGCAUGUCAUCCAGGGGGUGGAAAUACAGUGGUAAAAUCUCGAGCGGAAUUUGGCCUUUUGACGUGAUGCCGAUUUUACCAGUAGGAGUGACGGGAGGGGGUGUGCUAGUAAUAUAUCAAACAAGACAGACCGUUCUUGACCACAUCUCCAAACUCACAAGUGCGACGUGUAGCGGAGUAUUUUCGAUGAACCUCGAGGU